AUCAAUACGUCAAGCUUGUGACUGGUCAUCGGUGGACGAAUCGUGGAGGUGGCGCAUUUUCAGUAAUUGGUGAUUGGAGAUCUCCAAAUAUUAGUCUGAUUAUUGGUUACUGUGUCCCAUUAACUUUGGACCGCGGCUAAUAUUUUUCUAAAACUCUUUUGUAGUAAAUUAAUUUCGUUAUUGAAUUGCUGUAAUUUAUUUUGACGAGGUCGUCCAUUAUCGGUGUUGUAAUUCAAGAUGUCGGUGUGUUUCUUUGUGCCUGCUGACCAAGCCGGGACCUCAACAGCGGAGGAGUCUCUCGAGCAGGAGGGGCCGGCAGAGGACUCCGCUGACACCCAGCAUCAGAACCUGCAGCAGUUUUGGGCCAAGGUCACUGAUGAUAUCAGGAAGGUCACUGCGGAAGACUUCAAAACCCAAGCACUGCCUUUAGCCCGCAUAAAGAAGAUCAUGAAGCUAGACGACGAAGUGAAGAUGAUAUCUGCCGAGGCCCCUGUCCUCUUCGCCAAGGCAGCCGAGAUCUUCAUCCACGAGCUCACCAUGCGGGCCUGGAACCAUACCGAGGAUAAUAAGAGGAGGACUUUGCAGCGCAACGACAUAGCGAUGGCGAUAUCCAAGUCCGACCAAUUCGAUUUCCUAAUCGACAUCGUGCCGCGACAUGAGGUUAAACCGAGCAAGCCGCGAGAGGAUCCCCCCAGGCAUACCGCCACCGAACAUGUGGUGCAGCAACAGCAAACGUUGCAGACUUCAAACCAGCAACAAUUUGUCAUACAGCCGUGCGCCCAAGUUGUGCAGCAACAGUCCCACAGCGCGGCCCCGAGCGUUGUGCCGCAGCCCGUGACGCUCGUGCAGCAGGUGGUGACUCCGCAGGGCGACGUGCAACAACUGCCGUUGCAGCUAACGCAGGCGCAGUUGAACAUGAUCCGGCUGCAGGUGCAGAAUAACCCGACGCAACCCAUCAUAAUACAGGCGCAGCCACACAACUCGCAGAUUAUACAGGUAUCGUCGCAAGCGCAGCACCAGCCACAGCAACAGGUGUUCCUGCAAGUAGCCAGCCAGGAAGACUCCUAGUAAACUCGACGCGGGACUCGAGUCUCGUAAAAACGAGUCUAGUCUUUCAAAAGACUCGAGUUCCUACCAACACCAGUUUCAGUCUUUAGUAUCCAGACUAGUCAAUUUUUCGCCAAUCUGAUUAAAUUGUCCGAUCGAAUCAGGACGUGCGGACGCAAACACCAAUUUGGCUCGCCGAAUUCAACCGCCGAUAAUGACCGGUAUUACCGAUAAAAUGAGGUAACGACGCAAGAAUACCAAUUUGUGACGCCAGUAUUUUCGUUCUGGGGCAUUUUUUCAAUUUAGAGGGCACUAAUAUCACCAUAAAUCAAAAAUUGGUGAUUAAAUUGGAGAUUGGCGCCAAUUAUGUUCCUGAUCAAAUCGACCGAUUAGAUCAGAUCAGGCCCGUCUGGAUACCACUUUAACCUUUUCGACGCCGUGUCAAACACAAAAGCUGUCACUCGGACGCCACGUCACGGAAGUGCCAUAACUGAAAUUGAACUUUAUGCAUAUGCACGUAGGUCUAUGUUGCUCCGAGGUCUGUGACCGAUUAAUCCGUCUUUGGCGUUGGACCUGCAGUGCGGAUAUAUCGGUCAUUGGCGUCCAAAAGGUUAAAACUCGGCUACCUUCGACUAGAAAAUCAGCAACUUCUUUACUAACCGCCUUGAGUAAGCGGUACAGUCGCCAUUAGAUAUAUCGGAGCGGCCAAGGUGCUCACAAAUAUCUGUACACGCCUCUAUUGUCAAGCCAAUUAAGCUCCCAUAUUGUACGCCUCUGGGGCAGGACAUUGAAGACCGUUGUACAGUCAGCAGCAGAAGUUGCUAAGCGGGCCAGGUGUUCAAAAUGAUCUUGUCGUGACGUAAGAGAAUA
This is a messenger RNA of Cydia splendana, 1917 nucleotides long. RefSeq names its product nuclear transcription factor Y subunit gamma-like. Gene Ontology annotation, molecular function: DNA-binding transcription activator activity, RNA polymerase II-specific; protein heterodimerization activity; RNA polymerase II cis-regulatory region sequence-specific DNA binding. Bases 238 to 1068 code for a protein of 276 amino acids. The record is from RefSeq and is a predicted model, not a curated record. Gene Ontology annotation, biological process: regulation of transcription by RNA polymerase II. The transcript is spliced from 8 exons. NCBI's taxonomy places the organism in Eukaryota, Metazoa, Arthropoda, Insecta, Lepidoptera, Tortricidae. Gene Ontology annotation, cellular component: CCAAT-binding factor complex; nucleus.